Messenger RNA from Hipposideros armiger (great roundleaf bat), 1021 nucleotides. Its product is annotated as olfactomedin-4-like. The record is from RefSeq and is a predicted model, not a curated record. NCBI's taxonomy places the organism in Eukaryota, Metazoa, Chordata, Mammalia, Chiroptera, Hipposideridae. The transcript has 3 exons. Bases 1 to 900 code for a protein of 299 amino acids. Gene Ontology annotation, biological process: signal transduction.
AUGCACACCAAGAUUGGUUCUUGUGCCCACGGAGGCCUCCAGGAAGUCAGCAGACCUGUCGUGGUGCAGCUUAAUUGGAGAGGCUUCUCUUAUAAGGCGGGUACCUGGGGCCGAGACUCGGCACCCAGUCCAGCCUCUUCUCUCUACUGGGUGGCCCCUCUGCGUGAAGAUGGCAGGUACUUCGACUACUACCGGCUGCAUAAGUCCUACGAUGACCUGGUACUGCUGAAGAACUAUGAGCAGUGGAAGAUGGGCUACGGUGAUGGCAGUGGCAAUACUGUGUACAAGAACUUCAUGUACUUUAACUACUACGGCACAGGUGACAUGGCCAAGGUGGACCUCUCCUCCAACAGCCUGGUUCUGCAGCGCCCUUUGCCAGGCGCCACCUAUAACAACCGCUUCUCCUAUGCCGGUGUGCCCUGGAAAGACUUAGACUUUGCUGGGGAUGAGAAGGGGCUGUGGGUGCUUUAUGCCACUGAGGAGAGCAAGGGAAACCUGGUUGUGAGUCUCCUCAAUGACAGCACCUUAGAAGUGGAGAAAACCUGGCGCACCAGCCAGUAUAAGCCAGCCCUGUCAGGGGCGUUCAUGGCCUGUGGGGUACUGUAUGCCUUACGCUCACUGAGCACCCGUCAAGAGGAGAUCUUCUAUGCCUUUGAUACCACUACUGGGAAGGAGCGCCAGCUGAGCAUCCUGCUGGAUAAGAUGCUGGAAACACUACAGGGCAUCAACUAUUGCCCCUUAGAUCACAAGCUGUAUGUCUACAAUGAUGGCUACCUGGUCAAUUAUGACCUCAGCUUCCAGACACUGAAGCGCAGGCUACCAAGGCCACCAGCCAAAAGGCCCUCAGGGGCUCGGGCUCCACCAAAAGCUGUCAAACCCAGCAAGACCUCCAGGUCCUGAGACCCCAGGGCAGAGCAUUGGCAGAAGCACGUUCUCCUCUUUACCCUCCAGGUGGACCACUCCUCCAAAUGGCCACCACCCUUACUGAUUUGUAGUGGCAUUGAUUAUAUAUCUAGUUAGU